Molecule: messenger RNA, 441 nt
Organism: Eimeria acervulina
Lineage: Eukaryota; Apicomplexa; Conoidasida; Eucoccidiorida; Eimeriidae
Product: ABC transporter family protein , related
Exons: 3
Coding region: 1-441 (146 amino acids)
Biological process (GO): translational initiation; translational termination; ribosomal subunit export from nucleus
Molecular function (GO): ribosomal small subunit binding; ATP binding; iron ion binding
Source: RefSeq, a predicted model, not a curated record
AUGGAUCAACAAGUCCAGCUGCUGUCCGGAGGAGAAUUACAAAGAGUUGCUCUGAUUGUCGCAUUGGGCAAGCCCGCAGAUAUUUAUUUAAUAGACGAGCCUUCAGCUUAUUUAGAUUCUGAACAAAGAAUUGCAGCCAGUAAAGUUAUCAAAAGGUAUAUUUUGCAUGCAAAGAAAACCGCGUUCGUAGUUGAGCAUGACUUUAUAAUGGCUACAUACCUCGCCGACAGAGUAAUCGUUUUCGAUGGGGAUCCAGGCGUGGAUUGUCGCGCGUCUACGCCGGAGUCUUUAGUAAACGGCAUGAACAAAUUUCUGCGGCUUUUAAAUAUUACAUUUCGCCGAGACCCGACGAACUUCAGACCCCGCAUUAAUAAACUCGAGUCCUGCAAAGACAAAGAGCAGAAGCUCGCAGGCAACUUCUUCGUCCUAGAUGAUAGCUAA